AUGUAUUGGUCUCUCUUCCUUCUACCUGUCGCCCUGGUUGUCUACCUCGCCUUCAGGCCCAACACCAAGGACAACCUCCCAGACGGUCCAGGGGUGCUGCUUGCUGAGAAAGACCGCCGAAGUAAACUUCACAUCUAUCUUGCACCAUGCGCAAAAACAUACGGAGACUUCUUCUCCUACAAGAUGGGUCGCUCUACCGCAAUUGUGCUCAGCAGUGUCCAGGCCAUUGAGGAACUAUUGGUCAAGAAGGGCCACAUUUACAGCUCACGGCCGACGAGUUCUCCCCAAGCAGACAUCAUCACCGGAAAGGCAAGGAUUGUGAAUAUGCCGUACGGGGAAGAGUUUAGGAAACACCGCAAAAUCAUCCAUACGCUGCUCGGAAUACAGAAUGCAAAGAUCUUUCUCCCUUAUCAGGAGUACGAAUCUCGACAAACGUUGAGAAACCUGUUGGACGCUCCGGGCCUGUUCUACUCGGAAAUGUCGCGAUACUCUGCCAGUGUGACGUUCUCGCUUUUAGUUGGCGCCCGAUUUGACCGCUCAGACGCUUUUCUUCCAACGACGAUUGGCAAAAUGAUGCAGAAAUUCUUUAACAACAUCACCCCGGGGGUCUGGCUUGUCGACCGUUACCCUUUCCUAAACUAUCUUCCUGGACCGCUUGCUCCCUGGAGGUCUCAGGCAUACUCCGUCCAUCUCGAGAUGCGCAAUUUCUGGAGUGUCUUCCUCCAUUCUAUCGAACAGCGAGUGAAGGAUGGUACCGCGCCGGACUGCUUUCUGAGCAGAUUUAUUCAGAACCCCGAGUCAGAGCAUCUCAGCGAGAUUGAACGGAUCAGUGUGACGGCGGAAUUGCUCACGGCGGGCACGGAGACGACCGCGACGGCGCUGCAGUGGUUUUUCAAGGCGUGCGCGAAACACCCGGGAUGGAUCCGAGAAGCCCAGAAGGAGCUGGAUACCGUAGUUGGGAGAGAGAGACUGCCGGAUUUCUCUGACCGCGGAAAUCUGCCAUACAUCACCGCCGUGGUUUCAGAACUCCAUCGAUGGGCAUCCGCAACACCAUUGGCAUUCUUCCACGCCACCUCUCACAGCGACACAUACCGCGGCUCGACAAUUCCCAAAUCCACAAUGGUAAUUCCGAACACGUACGCCGUGCAUUACUCGGACGAGUACUUUCCGAAUCCCUCAGCCUUUCUUCCUGGCCGGUGGCUACCGCGCGACGAUCCACGGCACGUCCUCAACGGUGCAAAGACGCCCAAUCACCUCGCAUUCGGAGUGGGUAGAAGAGAAUGUCCCGGCAGGCAUGUCGCGGACUCGAGUCUAUUCAUUGUUAUCAGCCGAAUCUUGUGGGCUUUUGAUAUUGACCGCGGUGACAACCCAGCCCCGAGUGACGAAACAGUGGGAGCGUUUCCCGUCUUGGGUCCCGCGCCCUUCAAAUGCAGAAUCACGCCCCGGUCGGAAGACGUCGCGAAAAAGGUCCGCCUCUUCGCCGACCACAUUGACACGGGCCUGCACGUCGAGGAUGGGAGUAUCUACGACGCGAGCGUGCAGGCGGUGUUGGCCAAAGCGAAAUCUUGA
Cladophialophora immunda is the source of this 1569-nucleotide messenger RNA. RefSeq lists its product as uncharacterized. The record is from RefSeq and is a predicted model, not a curated record. Bases 1 to 1569 code for a protein of 522 amino acids. The transcript has 7 exons. NCBI's taxonomy places the organism in Eukaryota, Fungi, Ascomycota, Eurotiomycetes, Chaetothyriales, Herpotrichiellaceae. Gene Ontology annotation, molecular function: oxidoreductase activity, acting on paired donors, with incorporation or reduction of molecular oxygen; heme binding; monooxygenase activity.